Molecule: messenger RNA, 6852 nt
Organism: Eleginops maclovinus (Patagonian blennie)
Lineage: Eukaryota; Metazoa; Chordata; Actinopteri; Perciformes; Eleginopidae
Gene: atp2a2b
Product: ATPase sarcoplasmic/endoplasmic reticulum Ca2+ transporting 2b
Exons: 23
Coding region: 529-3657 (1042 amino acids)
Biological process (GO): calcium ion transmembrane transport; intracellular calcium ion homeostasis
Cellular component (GO): membrane
Molecular function (GO): ATP hydrolysis activity; P-type calcium transporter activity; ATP binding
Source: RefSeq, a predicted model, not a curated record
GCGAGAGCUGCAGCGGACAAACCCGAUUGGUGCCGAGAGCGACGUCGGUGAUUCCGCAACACAGGCAAAGCGAGCUGCAACAUAGCCACAUGUUUAAGCCAUCUAUUUGGACCGAAUAAUACCGGUAUUCGCUGUUUUAGAAGAAGAGGAAUAUAUUUAAAUAUCCAACUGAGGCGGCAACGUUUAAUAUGAAUUGUUCAUUUAAGGAUUUGCAGGAAACAUAGCGGACUGAAGCCGGCGAAUUCAAGCGGAGCCCAACAGUUAACAUUAGCUAGCUUUAGCCUGUUAGCUAUCCGUUAGCUCAGGAGCCGCUAUCUCGUCCACUCGCCUGACACCUGCACGCCAAGCUGUCCCUCGUUGAAGCUAAAUAGUCCGUUACAGUCCACGUCGUGGGGUCCUCGUUCUUUUUUCCUCAAGUAUUUUUUUGUUUUAAGUCCCGAUUUGACACUAAAGUAGGAGAGAACCGUGACAGGUUGAGGCUGGGACCAGAAGGGCAAUACAAGCCGUGUCCUCAAGUGGCCGUUCAUCAUGGACAACGCACACACAAAGACGGUUGAAGAAGUUUACAGCUUUUUUAACGUGAAUGAAAGCACAGGUCUGAGUUCAGAGCAAGUGAAGAAACAACGAGAACGAUAUGGACCAAACGAAUUACCAGCGGAGGAGGGUAAAUCCCUUUGGGAACUAGUGGUUGAACAGUUUGAAGAUUUGCUUGUGAGGAUCCUUUUACUCGCUGCCUGCAUAUCAUUUGUGCUGGCCUGGUUCGAAGAGGGAGAAGAAACCAUUACAGCCUUCGUGGAGCCUUUUGUUAUCCUGCUUAUUCUAAUAGCAAAUGCCAUCGUAGGAGUCUGGCAGGAGCGAAAUGCAGAAAAUGCCAUUGAAGCCCUUAAGGAGUAUGAGCCGGAGAUGGGGAAGGUGUACCGGCAGGACAGAAAGAGUGUCCAGAGAAUCAAAGCCAGGGACAUUAUGCCUGGGGACAUCGUGGAGGUGGCAGUCGGGGAUAAAGUGCCUGCAGACAUCAGGCUCUGCUCCAUCAAGUCUACAACACUCAGGGUGGACCAAUCAAUUCUCACAGGAGAGUCUGUGUCUGUGAUCAAACACACCGACCCUGUGCCAGACCCGCGUGCCGUCAACCAGGACAAGAAGAACAUGCUCUUCUCUGGCACCAACAUCGCAGCUGGUAAGGCUGUGGGUGUGGUGGUGGCCACCGGGGGCAGCACUGAGAUCGGCAAAAUCCGAGAUGAGAUGGCGGCGACGGAGCAGGAGCGCACACCGCUGCAGCAGAAACUGGACGAGUUCGGACAGCAGCUAUCCAAGGUCAUUACGCUGAUCUGCAUCGCUGUGUGGAUGAUUAAUAUUGGCCACUUCAAUGACCCGGUCCAUGGGGGCUCGUGGAUCCGAGGUGCUGUCUACUACUUCAAGAUCGCUGUUGCUCUGGCAGUUGCUGCAAUCCCAGAGGGUCUGCCUGCUGUCAUCACUACUUGCCUGGCUUUGGGAACCCGGCGCAUGGCCAAGAAGAAUGCCAUUGUCCGCAGCUUGCCGUCUGUGGAGACCCUCGGCUGUACAUCUGUCAUCUGCUCUGACAAGACCGGCACGCUGACCACCAAUCAGAUGUCCGUGUGCAGGAUGUUCAUCGUCGAUCAGGCAGCGGGAGAUAACUGUUCGCUAAAGGAAUUCACUGUCACUGGCUCCACAUAUGCCCCAGAGGGAGAAGUUUUCACCGAUGGCAAACCAGUCAAGUGCUCCCAGUAUGAUGCCUUGGUAGAGCUGGCCUCUAUCUGUGCUCUCUGUAACGAUUCCUCACUGGACUAUAAUGAGACCAAAGGAGUGUUUGAGAAGGUGGGCGAGGCCACAGAGACGGCGCUCACAUGCCUGGUGGAGAAGAUGAACGUGUUCGAUACGGAUGUCAAAGGCCUGUCAAAGAUCGAAAGAGCCAACGCCUGUAACUCUGUGAUCAAGCAGCUGAUGAAGAAAGAGUUUACACUGGAAUUCUCCAGAGACAGGAAGUCCAUGUCUGUGUACUGCACUGCAAAUAAGGUCCGGUCCUCUGUUGGCAAGAUGUUUGUAAAGGGUGCCCCUGAGGGAGUGAUUGACAGGUGCACGCACAUCCGUGUGGGCAUUAACAAGGUGCCCUUGACCCCUGGCAUCAAGGAGAAGGUACUGUCAGUGAUCAGGGAGUACGGAAGCGGCAGAGACACUCUGCGCUGUCUGGCUCUCGCCACCCGAGACCACCGCAUGGUCAAAGAGGAGCUGAAGUUGGAGGACUCUACCCGCUUUGUUGAAUAUGAGACUGACCUGACCUUUGUUGGCUGUGUGGGCAUGCUGGAUCCACCCAGGGCGGAGGUAGCAGCCUCCAUCAGACUCUGUCGCCUCGCGGGCAUCCGAGUAAUUAUGAUCACUGGAGACAACAAGGGGACGGCUGUGGCGAUCUGCAGACGUAUUGGUAUUUUCGGAGAGGACGACGAUGUUUCCAGCAUGGCGUUCACUGGCCGAGAGUUUGACGAUCUGUCGCCCGAUGCACAGAGGGAAGCUGUGGUGAAGGCGCGCUGCUACGCCCGUGUGGAGCCUUCACAUAAAUCCAAGAUUGUGGAGUACCUGCAGUCGUAUGAUGAGAUUACAGCUAUGACUGGUGACGGAGUGAACGACGCCCCGGCUCUGAAAAAGGCUGAGAUCGGUAUCGCCAUGGGUUCAGGCACGGCUGUGGCUAAGUCCGCUUCUGAGAUGGUCCUGGCUGACGACAACUUCUCCACCAUCGUCGCCGCAGUGGAGGAAGGCAGAGCCAUUUACAACAACAUGAAGCAGUUCAUCAGAUACCUCAUUUCUUCCAAUGUGGGCGAAGUGGUCUGCAUCUUCCUGACCGCGGCGCUGGGAUUCCCUGAAGCCCUCAUCCCGGUGCAGCUGCUCUGGGUCAACCUGGUGACUGACGGUUUGCCCGCCACCGCUCUAGGAUUCAACCCACCGGACCUGGACAUCAUGAGCAAGCCCCCCCGCAACGCCCGCGAGCCCCUCAUCUCAGGAUGGCUCUUCUUCAGAUACCUAGCCAUCGGAUGUUAUGUGGGUGCUGGCACUGUGGGUGCUGCCGCCUGGUGGUUUGUUGCUGCUGAGGACGGACCGAGGAUCACCUUUUACCAGCUGAGCCACUUCCUGCAGUGUGGCCCGGAGAAUCCAGAAUUCACUGAUCUGGACUGUAAGGUGUUCGAGUCCCCAUACCCCAUGACCAUGGCCCUGUCUGUGCUGGUCACCAUAGAGAUGUGCAAUGCCCUGAACAGCGUGUCAGAGAACCAGUCCCUGGUGAGGAUGCCUCCUUGGGAGAAUGUGUGGCUGCUGGGAGCCAUCUGCCUCUCCAUGUCCCUUCACUUCCUCAUCCUCCACGUGGAGCCUCUUCCAAUGAUCUUCCAGAUCACCCCUCUGAAUUUGACCCAAUGGCUGAUGGUGCUCAAGAUCUCCCUGCCUGUCAUUCUACUUGACGAGUUCCUCAAGUUCGCUGCCAGGAACUACCUGGAUCCCGGUAAAGAGCUGGAGAAGCCGGCCGGCUCCAAAGGCUGCUGCCUGUUCGCAUGCAUGGAGGGCAUCUCCUGGCCCUUUGUGGCCCUCGCCCUCCCCCUGGUCCUCUGGAUCUACAGCACCGACACUAACAUGGCCGACAUGUUCUGGUCCUGACUGACUUGAGCACAAUCUCGACUUUUUCCCAUUUUCCUCCCCCGCCCCUCACCGCCAUCACCUCCCCUCUGUCCUCUCCCUCUCCCCUCUCUGCCUUCCUACGUGUGCAUAGCUUGCGUGUGAGAGUGUUUGUAGAGUUAGCGUGUGUACUAGUGUGUGCCUACCUACCACGUGUGUGCGAGAAGGACCAACUUUAACACAUAAAACCGAAGGGAUAAUUUAAGAUGUGAACACGGAAGACACCUGGUGUUCGUUAGGAUAGGAUUUUUGAACGAGUGAGGCUUUAAAUGCGAGUGUAAGAAAAUCAUCCCUCCCGUAGCUGUGGACUUUGUUGCUUGUCUGUAAGAAAAAUAUACUGUUGACAGUUAUUUUAUUAUUAUUAUUUUUCAAUAUUGCCUUUAAGGUUUAUAUUUACUAUUCUGGGAGAAUCGGUUGUCUCAUGUCACUACAGGAACAGCAGUUGUGUUAAGCUUCCCUCUUCUUGAAUAGAAAAGUUAAGAAAUCCAUCAUCUGUACAGAGAUAGAAUUUUAUGCAACUUUUUUUAUGGCUUCGUCAAUUCAUCGACCACUGUGGCUUUGACUUACCGCCUUCAUUUACUUUCACGUUUACCAUUGUGUCUUCAGUAUAUAAACUCAGAACUCUUUCAGAGAGGACAAGCUCCGUGUGGCCGGCGAGGACGGGGAAAAGGUUUGGGAGUAAACGUUCGAAUGCUCUGCUUUAAGAAAAGAAAAAAUACAAAAAACACAUUUGAAAACAAAAACGCUGCAUGUCUUGUGACCAAGCAUGAACUGUAUGUGGUUUCUCAUUUCUAAUUUAAUUGUGAAUGUCCCCCCCCCCCCCCCCCCCCAUGUUAGAGUAUAAAUUAACCUCAUGGAUGUACUUUUUUUUUACGAUAAUGAUUUGAUAAGCCAGUUUUUCUGCACUGGGCAGAGCACAGCUACCUCAAUGUGAUAAAAAGAUUCUUUUUUUUGCUCAUCUCUAGAUGCUUUUCCCUACACGGUCAUGCUAAAGCGUAACAUCUGAGGUGUGCCCCUAUUUGCUUGUGCAGAAAACAAAGAACAAAACGUUUCCUUCCCCUUUAACAUUCCUGAGGAUAUUUUUUGUUUGUACUGAUUUCUGACUUUCAUUAACUUUAUUUGUGUUUUGCUUCGGAGACAGAACUGAGGGGGAUGAUGUUAUUUAGCAUCUCCAUGGCGUUUGAUUCAAAGGACAGUAAUGUUCAAAUCCUAAGAUGAAAAAAUACUAAUGCAGAAAGUACUCCAAUGAACUUGGAAUGCAAGAACCCAAAAUGUUGUUUUUUUACUUUGAGGAAAAUACACUCAUAAACCCUUUGAAUCAAAGUGUGCUCUGUCUUUAUUUAAUCGAUCGACUUCAUGGUUUUCAUAUCCAGUGUUUCUUUUUUUGUGUAUGUGCAUUUAAUACUUGAAUACAAACCAUUUCAGACUUAAGAAGGCUUCAGUGUCCCUGGCACAACAUGACCAGCAGGAGACAAUGCGGAGAAGCAGAUCUUUAAUAUUUGACUCUUAAAGGCUUUAAUAUCUGGAGGUUUUAGUUUGUGCUGGCUCGCCGCUCUCUGUUGUAGUGUGUCAGAGCCUAUUCAGUCAACUGCACUAAUCUUUAGACCACUUUUUUGUUUUGCCUCAUCUAAAGCAUGUUUUACAAGGUAGAAGCCUGGGUUUGUCCGCACCGUGUGUGUGUUUGUGUUCCACUUAACAACUGUGUGCUUUUGUUCCUCAAUGCCUUCCAUUGGCUCCCCUGUCACUAGAGUGAGUAUCCAUUUGCUUUCUUCACACUCUACUAAAUACACAUUCACUUCAAUCUAAUGAAACAAUAGGGCAACAGAGACCUUUUUCCCCGAGUAAAAGCACCAUUGAAUUAAGAAGAAUCCUGGGAAAUGUUUUUUUUGUAGUUCUCUUAAAGGAGUUUUAAAAAGUGAUUCUACCGUUAUUAAAAGUACACAAGAGAGCGAUUACGGCAUAUUGAAACAAUUACAAAGUGAUCAGACGUUGACCACAUGCCACUUUAAGAAAUGUUGCUGUGUUCUGUACUUGUCACCGCUCUGUCACUUGUCCAUAUUCACAAACCCAAUACCUACUAUUCAUAGUGUGAUUGUAAACGGGUCAUGGAAUUUUGAAUUGCUUUGUACUAAUGUAAUUUUCUCUCCCUUUUUAGGUUGGCUCUCAUAAAAUCUUGGAUCAUUUUUAAAGAGUGGGCUCAGAGGCUGGAGUCGUCCUCCUUUCCAGCAUGUGUGCUCACUCUUACCUUCACACACCCCAUGAUGACCAGCAGUGUGUGUACCCUUGCACUGACAAAAAGGACAUGUUUUCCACAGUAAUAAGACCAAAUCCAUAAAGGUAAACAUAAAAGUGGUUGGAAACAGAAUUCCCUUUGCCGCAAGCAGCACAACACAUGACCACACACACUUCCUAACAUUCGUAUACCUCUGUGUGCAGUCGCUAUAUAAACACGACACUAUUCCAUUUGUUUCCAGGGAAGUCUUCAACACUCUCAGCGUUCCUUCUUGCAUGACAAACUCAUUUCCAACCUCCAUGGUAGCUUGUCACGUAGAGAAUCUUUAAAACACUGGGUUCAACAGUCUUACAUCAGUGUAAAAAAACAUCCAUGCAUGCGUUUCAGCUGUAUGUUGGCUUUGCAAUUUGUAUUUAUAGAAUUUAAUGUAUUAUAUACAAAUAAAGACAUUAAGAAGGUUUUAAGAUGGAUAUAUCCUAGAUAUGUAAAUCACUGUUUUUAUUGUAACGGUUUGGUUAAUUUGCACAACACUAGAAAUGGAGAAAUGACUCAUGAACUUGACUGUGCUCUACUUGAGUUCUUUUUUUUUUGCUGAAUUUCCCUUCUGACAACUACUAAAGGCCAAUUACUGACCCAUUUAUUUUGUAAUGAAGUGAUCCUUUGCCAUGAGAACAGACUAAACACUUUGAUUCAUUGGUAAUCCUGCAAUACAACAGUGUUCUCCUGUUUUCUUAUGCCUCUGCGUUAGAACUAUUAUUAUCAUGUAUCUUUAUCAACUGCUGUAAAACUGUGAUCUAUUGCGAGGGGGCUUUCCCCUCAGUGACACCUAGUCAACGAACAACAUUAACCAUAUGUAAAAAGACGAUCGUUAUUGAUGACUAAUAAUGGUUGUACAUGCAUUACUGAGGUUGUGGUUUCAGGUAAAUAAAAGUAUAGUAUUUGAA